AUGUCAUCCAUCGCCCACGACACGGCCUUUCAGACCCUAGACGCUCUGGAGCAGCGACUGCAACGCGUCCGUUUCUUGCUCUAUGGUACCUCCACCGCUGCCGACCCGGACACCAACGUCGAAACGCCUGCCGACACAACCACCACUCAAUCCAUUGCUUCUCGAUUGCAAGCUCUACAAUCCUCCUUCAACUCUGUCCUGUCCGAGAAUAAGCCCGCGAAGGAACUGGUCGCGCUGCAUGCUCUCGCUGCCCUUGUUCUCUCACAUGCCCCAUCUUACCAGGCCACAGCUGCCCGCCUAACCUCUCUACAAGAUCUCCCAGUCCCUGAUCCUUCUUCCUCGGCCGCUCUGAUUCACUUGCUUCCUCGCUUGCAGCGUGCUGCCCAUAGACAAGAGGAUCAACAACAAAGCAUCGCCCAGCUGCGACACCAGAGCCUUGCUCUCCUAGCCAGAUGGUACGAUUCGGCUAUCAUUGGAAUGGACGACUGCUGGACUGAGUGGGAAGCGAGACUUAUGGAUCAAGAGAAAAUCGUCAGAAGAGCAGAAGCCGACAAGAGACAAGACGAACACCCUCUGUGA
Molecule: messenger RNA, 579 nt
Organism: Aureobasidium vineae
Lineage: Eukaryota; Fungi; Ascomycota; Dothideomycetes; Dothideales; Saccotheciaceae
Source: the annotation of a GenBank genome assembly